Crotalus tigris (Tiger rattlesnake) is the source of this 2193-nucleotide messenger RNA. RefSeq names its product chromosome unknown C6orf120 homolog (gene CUNH6orf120). The record is from RefSeq and is a predicted model, not a curated record. NCBI's taxonomy places the organism in Eukaryota, Metazoa, Chordata, Lepidosauria, Squamata, Viperidae. The transcript is spliced from 2 exons. The coding region runs from base 136 to 696 and encodes 186 amino acids.
AGCAGCUCGAGUCGAAAUCUCGCGACGCUACAUAGGAGUCUCGUGGUGAGCUGGGUUCCAGUUCUGUCAAAAGAUUCUGGCGGCCUCCUCGAUGGUGGCGGGAGAGCGAGAGAAGUGGCUCCGCGCUAGAGUGUGAUGGCCCAUUACUACAAGAAGAUACUAGUAACAUUGUUUACUUUUCAAGGACUUCUUAUAACAAGUGCUUUUAAUGAGGAUGGGGAUAUACCUGAAGAAUGGAUUCUCCUGCAUGUAGUUCAAGGUCAGAUUGGUGCUGGAAAUUACAGCUACUUGAGACUAAAUCAUGAAGGGAAAAUAGUGCUUCAGAUGCAGAGUUUAAAAGGUGAUGCAGACUUGUAUGUAUCUGAUGUAACUCUUCAUCCCAGUUUUGAUGAUUAUGAAUUACAGUCUGCAACUUGUGGUCAAGAUGUGGUUUAUGUGCCAGCACACUUUCGUCGCCCAGUGGGAAUAGGAAUUUAUGGUCAUCCCUCUUAUAUGGAAAGUGAAUUUGAAAUGAAAGUGUACUAUGAUCAGACAGUUGUAGAAUCUCCAUUUGGUGGUGGCUCAUACAAUCCAGAAGAAAUGAAAAUGAACCAGAAGAAGUUUCAUUCAACAGAAGAUGAGUAUCAAGAUGAGGAAUCUGUCUUCUGGACUAUAUUGAUAGGAAUACUAAAAUUAAUACUUGAAAUUCUCUUUUAGAUUUAUAGCUUUGGGUGUGAGCAAUCUGUACAACUGAUUGAAUGCUGUUCUAAGCUGUGGAUUGGAAAAUAAAGCCAUAAUUAUUUUUAUAAUGUAAACUUUUCCCAGUGCUAUAUUGUAGCAGGCACAGUAUUUGUAUGGUUUUCUCUUAACUGAUCAGGGUUAACGGAUGCUACAAUUCACUGUGAUUUUUCAAUAAAACUUCAAAAUUGUAGAAAUAUGAAUUCAUGCUCAGUAUUUCAACACAUUUGUUAAUAUAUUCACAAAUAAUGUUAAUAUAGACUAUCUUCUUUGGCCAAAAUAGAAAUACUUACAUGAGAAAGAUUUGAAGAAUGAAUUCUGGAAAAGAGUUCAUCUGCUUUUCCAACCACCAUUAACCACCUAUUAUUUGAAGCAACCCGAAUACAGAAUUACCUAUAGAUAAGCAUGAAGAUUUCAAACAUGAAAUGUUGACAUUAGAACAUUUAGCCCACUCUAAUUUCAAAUCAUUUUCCACAGUGCAAGCCCAUCUAUACUUAAAAAUCAUGUAAUUAUCACCUACUAGGAAGUACCACCAUACUGGCAUUUUCAGGAAACAAGACCUGAGCUUCCUUGUUCCAGAAUUCCUCCAACUUCUGUGAGAUGUUUUCCCAUGUGAUCUGGAAAAGACCUUGAGAUCACUGGAAAGGCAGAAGCUGAAAUGUUUUGAAAAUGAAUACAGUAUGUUCUGAAUAAACGCUUUGAAGAGGAAAAAUACUAGGAAAAAACUCUAAUAUUGCAUCAUCAGGAAAGGCCAUAAGAGAAAAAAAGGACUGUAAGUUGAAAGUUUUGCCAUGUCUACAUUAAUUUCAAGAAGCUGUUUAGCAAUCACGUACUGCAUUAUACUAGAAAACAAGUCCCUUAUCACCAUAUGGAACACUACCAUGUUUCCAAAUCUGAGUUGCUCUCAAGAUUUUAGCAUGCAUUUCUUACUCAUUUUCUGGCCUUAGCAUACAGAAGAAAUGAAAGAGUAUCAAUAAGAAAUUAGUAGAAUGAUAGCUUCUGUGUUUUUAUUCUAAAGUGUGUGACAGCUAUAUAGACAGCUGGAAUGGCCAGAGAUUCCUUGUAGAUGGAAAGAAAUGAGAAUUAUUCAAGAAUCCACUUGACUAAAUUAAGCUUGGUUCCUACAACACACUUUAAUUUCACAUAAUAGCAUCAUAUUCAAACAAAUAAGAUGCUAAUUGAUUAUGCAAGAAACUUGUAUACUUAGUGAAGUGUUUUAUUUUGUGAUUUAGAGAAACUGUUACUCUACUAAUACUCUUGAAUUUAAUAAUAAAUCAAUAUUUUCCUUUGAAUAGGAUGGAGGACAAAAGUAAUUACUCUGCGGUUUUCUAUAAAAAUGAUUAUUAUGCAGAACAGAAUCUAUAAGACAAAUUAUAAAAGUACAGAAUACAGAUAUGUUCACCUCUGUCUUUAAUGCAACAAAAGAUACUGAAUAACCUUCCUCACCAUGUUAAAAUUAAAAAGUUUUUAUUUAAU